Adineta steineri is the source of this 330-nucleotide messenger RNA. Lineage: Eukaryota; Metazoa; Rotifera; Eurotatoria; Adinetida; Adinetidae. The record is from the annotation of a GenBank genome assembly.
AUGCGUAUUAUGAUAUACAUUAUGCAAAAAAAGCAACCGUUAGACCCAUCUGGUUCACAAUUUGUCCGAUAUAAUAAACUGUCGGCUUUUGUUGAUGGUUCAGAACCACCAUUACGUAUUUCGAAACCAAAUCUGUUAUUAUUUGUUGUUGUAAAUUUAUCAAUAUGUGAAAACGAUCGUAUGCAUUUUGUUAAUAUAGUUGAUGCUCUUAGAAAAAAAUUUCUUGGUGAAUCUGAUAUAUUAGGAGCAAAUAGCCAAGGUGAUGAUCUACCAAUUGAUAUAAGAAAAGAUCGUCCAAAAGAUUAUUAUCUUGUAACAACAACAAUGUAA